This is a messenger RNA of Cyprinodon variegatus (sheepshead minnow), 3088 nucleotides long. It is a transcript of the gene rhot2, whose product is annotated as ras homolog family member T2. The record is from RefSeq and is a predicted model, not a curated record. Gene Ontology annotation, cellular component: mitochondrial outer membrane. Gene Ontology annotation, molecular function: calcium ion binding; GTPase activity; GTP binding. Lineage: Eukaryota; Metazoa; Chordata; Actinopteri; Cyprinodontiformes; Cyprinodontidae. Gene Ontology annotation, biological process: small GTPase-mediated signal transduction; mitochondrion organization. The transcript has 19 exons. The coding region runs from base 135 to 1991 and encodes 618 amino acids.
UUUCACCUUGGUUGUACAUCUGUGUGGAGAGCCGCACGUUUGGGUUUAGCUUGACAUUUUUGACGUUCAAAUGAAAGAUAAAUGUCUGAGUAGCAGCAAAGCCCGGCUAGCUGUAAUUCUGAGUGUGAAAAACCAUGAAGCAAGAUGUCAGGAUACUUUUGUUGGGGGAACCCAAAGUGGGGAAGACGUCCCUCAUUAUGUCUCUGGUGGGAGAAGAGUUUCCAGAAAAGGUUCCCCCCAGAGCUGAAGAAAUCACUAUUCCUGCUGACGUGACUCCAGAGAAGGUCCCCACUCACAUCGUGGACUACUCAGAAAAGGAACAGAGUGACGAAGUCCUUAGAGAUGAGAUCAUCAAGGCUAAUGUAGUGUGUGUGGUGUAUGAUGUCACCAAUGAGGACACAAUAGAUAAGAUAAAAACCAAGUGGAUUCCUCUGGUCAACGGAGAUGCAGAGAAAGGAAACAAGGUGCCGAUCAUCCUCGUGGGGAAUAAAUCCGACCUGCGCAGUGGGAGUUCGAUGGAAACCAUUCUGCCCAUUAUGAACCAGUUCUCUGAGAUUGAGACAUGCGUCGAGUGUUCGGCAAAGAAUCUGAAAAACAUUUCCGAGCUUUUUUACUACGCCCAGAAGGCCGUUCUUCACCCCACUGCUCCUCUUUACGACCCCGAAGACAAACAGUUAAAACCAGCGUGUGUUCGAGCUCUGAGCAGAAUAUUCUACAUUUCGGACCAGGAUAACGACCGGAUCCUCAGUGACGCUGAACUCAACUGCUUUCAGAAAUCUUGUUUCGGGAAUCCUCUGGCACCACAAGCUUUAGAAGAUGUAAAGACCGUAGUUUGGAAGAACACCAGCGACGGCGUCCAAGACAACGGCCUGACUCUAAAUGGUUUCCUGUUUCUUAACACCUUGUUUAUCCAAAGAGGCCGGCAUGAAACCACUUGGACCAUCCUCAGGAAGUUUGGUUAUGACGAUAACCUGGAGCUGACUGAUGAUUAUCUUUAUCCCGAACUCAGAGUUUCUGUUGGCUGCAGCACAGAGAUCAACCAGUUAGGCCACCAGUUUCUCCAGCGGUUGUUUGAAAAGUAUGACGAAGAUAAGGACUCUGCCCUCUCACCAGCCGAGCUGAAGAACCUGUUCUGUGUUUGUCCUUACAUGCCUUGGGGGGAUGAAGUCUAUCUGACUGUACCCACCACAGAGCAGGGCUACAUCUCUAAUCUAGGCUACCACUGUCAGUGGAUGCUCUCUGCUUACCUGGACAUCCACCGCUGCCUGGAGCACCUUGGAUACCUGGGCUACCCUAUCCUUACCGAACAGGAUUCUCAGACUGCGGCUAUCACAGUGACUCGAGAAAAAGAGGUGGAUUUGGAAAAGCGGCAAACUCAGAGGUCGGUCUUUCUCUGCAAGGUGAUCGGACCACGAGGGACCGGCAAGACCGCCUUUCUCCAGUCGUUUGUGGGUCGCAGCGUUCUGAGUAAAGGAAACCCCAGCAGUGCCUUCUCACCAUAUGUCAUAAAUAGAGUUCAAAUCAGCAACCACGAAAAGUUUCUGAUUCUUAAUGAGGUCGACGUGGAAACGGAGUUCCUGAAAGCCUCAGACGCUUCCUGUGAUGUGGCUUGCCUCAUGUAUGACACCAGUGAUCCUCAUUCAUUCGACUAUUGUGCCAGUAUAUACAAGCAACAUUACAUGGAGAGCAACAUCCCAUGUGUGCUGGUUGCCUCCAAGGUGGACCUUCCUGAAGCCAAACAGGUUCAUGGUAUGACUCCUGCAGAGUUCUGCUACAAACACAGACUCCCUCCACCGCUGCCUUUCUCCAGCUUGUUACUUGAUUCCACCAGUAAGAACAUCUACUCCAGACUUGCCUGGGCGGCGAUGUACCCCCACCUGAAAGGAUCAGACAUGAGCAACACUUCCUUCUGGCUGAGGGUGGCACUGGGCUCAGCUGUGGUUGCAGUUCUAGGUUUCGCCAUCUACAGAGCCGUAGCUAGGCUAAAAUAACCAACAAUGAGCUAGAUGAGAUUUUACUUUCUUUAAACAUAAUCCAUCAAGACCAAACCAGAAAAGCAGAACCACUGAAGCCUGAACUGAAUAAUGUCCUUAUCCCCUUUAAUUUUUCAUCUGAAGACUUCCAUUAACCUGUCCACCCUUCCGUCUGACCUCCUCGCUUUGAAGACAUUUGAUCCUAUCAGUUCUGAAGCGACUGGAUGCUGGUGAUCACAUUAGACCCUCUGCUGCUGUGCCCAGCUUUGUUGGCCUUAUGCUGAAGAACAGCCUCUAAAGCUAUCCAGAAAGGUGCUUUAUUAUAGAGAGAGCCUGCAGGAAGAGGAGUACAACUCUCCUGCGUAUCGAUGGGGCUAUCUGUUGAGUGUUAAAGAUAAUAUUUCACGCACAUCUAGUGGGUUCAAAUGACAAUAAUGCCAAAUUAAGCAGGAUGAGUACUAGUGUUGGAAACCUUUACAAAGAGGACAUCCAGACCAGCUGCUACCAAAACUGUUUCUGACCAAGACAUCCCUGAUAGUCGAUACAGAAUCAUUGCCAAAUAACUCCUGCAACUAUGAGCAGCUGUAGCACCAUUACCACCGGCUGUUUUAGCAUCACGAUAUCUCGUUUCUUAUAUUUAAAGCAGAUCUUCCAUAGAAGAAGCGAUACAGAAAGGUUGCUUCUAUCGCAUGAAGAUAUUUGAUUUUUAAUGAAAAGAUGGAAUAUUUUAAGUGUUUGCUGAAAUUUCAGAAACAACACGCUAAUCAGGGGGAGCAAGGUGAACAUUGAAUGCUGUACUUUUGAAGGAAAUGAUUCGAUUAUUUUACGUGCCUCCGGUUUCCUCGCUCCACGGUUCCGCCCCGAAAAAAUGUUUUAGUGAGAAUAUUUAGUUUUAUUUUUUUCUCUUCUUUUAUGCGUGACUGACUGAACUUGUUACAGAACCUAUUGUUUGUUUUUGUUUUUCUUCCUUAACAUAAAUCAGUUCUAUGUGUGAUUAAACCGAGAUUCUGAUUGGUUCUGCAGGAAACAUUCCUGUGAUUUUCAAAUGCUUUUAUUACUGAAAGUGAUUUUAGAUGCUUAAUAAAGACUGGACCAGAUUGGAUGAAAACUCCUGA